This is a messenger RNA of Dovyalis caffra, 2235 nucleotides long. The record is from the annotation of a GenBank genome assembly. Lineage: Eukaryota; Viridiplantae; Streptophyta; Magnoliopsida; Malpighiales; Salicaceae.
AUGGCUUCACCAUCUCCUCAAAACAGAGUACCGAAGGUAUAUGUUUUUCUCUUCUUUUCCCAUUUAUGUUUUCUACUUUUUUCUUCGAGCCAUGUAGUUUUGGCACAACAAUCGCCUGUUUUUGCCUGUGAUGUUGUGACCAAUCCAUCCUUGGCGAGUUUUGGGUUCUGUAAUACGUCGUUGGGGGUGAGUGACAGAGUUGUAGACCUUGUGAAAAGACUAACAUUGCAAGAGAAGAUAUCGUUCUUGGUGGAUAGUGCAGGGAGUGUGAGCAGACUUGGGAUACCAAAGUAUGAGUGGUGGUCUGAGGCUUUACAUGGAGUUUCUUACGUGGGUCCUGGUACUCAUUUCUCUAAUCUUGUACCUGGAGCUACCAGCUUUCCUCAGGUCAUCCUCACUGCUGCUUCCUUCAACACCUCUCUCUUUGAAGCCAUCGGAAAGGUUGUUUCGACCGAAGCCAGAGCAAUGUACAAUGUGGGAUUGGCAGGAUUGACGUUUUGGUCACCAAAUAUCAACAUAUUUAGAGACCCCAGAUGGGGAAGGGGGCAGGAAACUCCAGGAGAGGACCCUUUACUCUCAAGUAAAUAUGGAUCAGGUUAUGUUAGAGGACUGCAACAAAGAGAUGAUGGCAAUACAGAUAGACUUAAGGUUGCUGCAUGCUGUAAACAUUACACGGCCUAUGAUUUGGAUAACUGGAAAGGGAUUGAUCGUCUCCAUUUCAAUGCUGUGGUGACAAAGCAAGAUCUGGAUGAUACAUUUCAACCACCAUUCAAAAGUUGUGUUAUCGAUGGAAAUGUUGCUAGUGUCAUGUGUUCUUACAACCAGGUUAAUGGUAUACCUACCUGUGCUGACCCAAACCUCCUCUCUGGUGUCAUCAGAGGGGAAUGGAAAUUAAAUGGAUACAUUGUUUCCGAUUGUGAUUCGAUAGACGUAAUCUACAACGACCAACAUUAUACCAAAACACCAGAAGAAGCUGCAGCUAAAGCAUUAUUGGCAGGAUUGGACCUCAACUGUGGAGCUUUCUUGGGGAAACACACUGAAGCAGCAGUAAAAGCAGGACUUGUGAACGAGUCGGCCAUUGAUAGAGCAGUCUCGAACAAUUUUGCCACUUUAAUGCGACUUGGGUUCUUUGAUGGUGAUCCAAGCAAACAACUCUAUGGGAGUUUAGGACCAAAAGAUGUAUGUACAGCAGAGAAUCAGGAGCUGGCCCGUGAAGCUGCCAGGCAAGGGAUCGUGUUGCUUAAGAACACUGUAGGAUCACUGCCUCUAUCUCCCACUGCCAUAAAAAACUUGGCAGUAAUUGGACCAAAUGCCAAUGUCACUAAAACAAUGAUCGGAAACUAUGAAGGUACCCCCUGCAAAUAUACAACCCCUUUACAAGGACUAGCGGCUUCUGUUACAACAACGUAUCUUCCUGGCUGCUCAAACGUAGCAUGCAGCACUGCCCAAGUAGAUGAAGCCAAGAAACUAGCAGCCGCAGCUGAUGCCACGGUGCUUGUAAUGGGUGCCGAUCUAUCUAUAGAAGCAGAGAGUCGUGACAGGGUGGACAUUGUUCUUCCUGGACAGCAGCAGCUUCUGAUAACAGCAGUUGCAAAUGCAUCCACUGGACCUGUAAUUCUUGUUAUAAUGUCUGGAGGGGGCAUGGAUGUAUCAUUCGCAAAAACUAAUGACAAAAUCACAAGUAUCCUAUGGGUUGGCUACCCUGGCGAAGCUGGUGGAGCUGCCAUAGCUGAUGUUAUCUUCGGUUCUUAUAAUCCAAGUGGGAGGCUACCGAUGACAUGGUAUCCGCAAUCAUUCGUAGACAAAGUACCAAUGACAAAUAUGAACAUGAGACCAGACGCUUCCAAUGGCUACCCUGGCAGAACCUACAGGUUCUACACUGGAGAAACUGUUUACUCAUUUGGAGAUGGACUAAGCUAUUCCCAAUUCAACCACGAGCUGAUUCAAGCACCUCAACUAGUGUCUGUUCCUUUAGAGGAAAAUCAUGUUUGUCACUCUUCAGAAUGCGAAUCAGUUGUUGCCAUAGAACAGACCUUGCACAACUCACCACAGAAGCAUUUGGUGGGUUUUGAGAAGGUCUUCUUGAAUGCACAAACAGAUAGACAUGUGAGAUUUAAGGUUGAUGUUUGUGAGGAUUUGAGUGUGGUUGAUGAGCUUGGAAGCAAGAAAGUUGCCUUGGGAGAACACGUUCUCCAUGUUGGAAGCUUGAAACACUCCUUGACUGUGAGGAUUUGA